GCUACAGCUGUGCAUUAAAACAAGAUGUCCGGCCGGAGUAUCGUGGAGUGGUUUGCGGAACACGAGGCGUACCGCUGCGGCUAUUGCGGGACCGCCGACACCAACUUUUCCCACGGAAUGUGGGCCCACACCAUGACCUGUCAGGACUACCAGGACUUGAUUGACAGGGGCUGGAGAAGAAGUGGGAAGUAUGUGUACAAACCAACCAUGAACCAGACAUGCUGUCCACAGUACACUAUCAAGUGUGCAGCUCUCCAGUUCCGCCCCAGUCGCUCCCAGAAGAAGGUGGUCAAGAAGGUGGCCAAACUCCUGGUCAAUCCCCCAACAGGCAGUAAAUCUGGGGAGCUAGGUGGUCCUGACUCCCAGGGACCCAGCAUGGUAGAAGACGUCCCUGACAGACAGCCUUCAAACGUCGACGUCCCCCAAGUGUCGUCAGGUGUGACACAGGUGUCUACUGGUGCACAACAGGCACCAGCAGGUGCAACACAGGUCAAGGACUCAGGGUCAAAGGUUGAAGGUGGAGGUCAAGCAGAUGUGAAGGCAGGCAGAGCUUCGUGUGAACCAUCGUCAAGCAGCAAAGUACCACGCCCAGGUAAAGGUCCGGACCCCACCAAGCCUCCUUGUAAGAAAGCAAAGCUGUUAAGGAAACAACGGAAGCAGGAGAAGGAAACCUCAAGACAAGCAGCAGAGAGCCUGCCAUGGAAAAAGGAACAGAAAGAAGACACUCAGAAAUCUAUAGAAGACUAUCUUAAAGAUGAAGCCUUCUCAAGGUUGGAGUUGAGGCUUGUUCGGAGUGAACCCAAAAGCGAGGAGUUCAGCAGAACGAGGAUGGAAUCUUACGAGCUGUACAAGAAGUACCAGAUAGCCAUACACAAGGAUGAACCCGACAAGUGCACCAUGAAGCAGUGGACCAGGUUUUUAGUGGAUUCCCCGCUUCAGGAAGAGCACAAGCCUGGCACCCCAGCCUGUGGGAAUGGUUCGUUCCACCAGCAGUACUGGUUGGAUGGGAAGCUGAUAGCUGUCGGGGUGUUGGACGUCCUGCCGAACUGUGUGUCAUCCGUGUACCUGUACUACGAUCCUGACUACUACUACCUUUCACUCGGAACAUACUCGGCACUCAGGGAGAUUGCCCUCACCAGACAGCUGCAUGAGUCAGCACCCAGGCUGGAGUAUUACUACAUGGGCUUCUACAUCCACACCUGUCCCAAGAUGAAGUAUAAGGGUAACUACGACCCAUCGUUCCUGGCGUGCCCCGAGGUCUACUCCUGGGUCCCCAUUCAGAAGUGUCGUCCUAAACUGGACGCCAGUAACUACGCCAGACUGGAGGACCCUGGGAAAGUUGAUGAGAACGGGAACAUUGACGUGGACCGCGUCCUGGUGCUGUACGAGCAGCAGCUCAUGCCGUAUGCGAUCUACCGGGCGCUAACGGGUGGCAGCGACGAGGAUGACGUCAGGUUGUACGCCACGCUCGCUGGAAGGACGUGUGCAGAAAGGAUCAUCCUCUUCAGGAAUUAGAGAAACAUGUACAAAACUUUAUCUUACAGCAGAGCUAAGACAAUGAAGCUUAGACAUCCACAUGAUAAAAUGCACAAUAUAGAUAGCUUUACUGCACAACAAUUGUACGGGGUACAAAGUAUGGCAUCUACAUAACUACAGUUCUAUAACUUAACGCUUAUCUAACUAAUACAGAAGUUGUAGUAUGGGAUAGGUUUCUUACAGUCAUUGGUCAUUGCUGUGUCCCAAGUGCCGGAAAGUUCCAUACGUAGCCCCCCUUUUCUGUUGAGGGUGUGAUUGUAUAUUCUCUCAUAUAUAGCUUCUCUAACUCCCCAUUCAAACCAGCGGGCUUCGCGGUCUAGGAUGUCGGUGGAUCCAAAUUGUCUUCAGCUUGAUUUUGCCUUAUUUUUCUUUGGUAUCCAAAUUGUCUUCUAUCUGAAUUGUCUAACAACAUUU
This is a messenger RNA of Branchiostoma floridae (Florida lancelet), 1950 nucleotides long. Its product is annotated as arginyl-tRNA--protein transferase 1-like. Gene Ontology annotation, molecular function: arginyl-tRNA--protein transferase activity. The record is from RefSeq and is a predicted model, not a curated record. Gene Ontology annotation, biological process: protein arginylation. The transcript has 13 exons. Gene Ontology annotation, cellular component: cytoplasm. The coding region runs from base 25 to 1515 and encodes 496 amino acids. Lineage: Eukaryota; Metazoa; Chordata; Leptocardii; Amphioxiformes; Branchiostomatidae.